AUGCUUAUUGAAGAGAACGCUAGUAACUAUUCAAACAAUUUGUCAAGUUUUCAGAAGUUCGUGAUGAGCGGCUCUACUACUGUUGAUUAUACUUUUGAAUGGCCUGCAGGCCCUGAGGAAGUGCUUGUUACAGGCGAGUUUGACGAAUGGAAGGGGACCAUGCCACUGUUGAAAACAUCUUCCGGAGAUUUCGAACUUACUUUCCCCGUUAAAAUUCCUGCUGAUAAGGACAGGGUGUUCUUCAAGUUUAUUGUCGAUGGGACCUGGUUGGCGAGCGAUGCUUAUACUAAGGGCGCUGAUGAGAAUGGGAUUGAAAAUAAUUAUAUUUCAAGAAAUGAAGCUUUGGCUCUGAGCGAGAAUCCCGUCGGAACUAAGAUUCCUGAAGCGGGUGGUUUGGUGUGUAGAACGACAGAUUCUGCGGUCGCGGACGACGCAAUCCCAGAGCCCGGUGCUUAUCCAAAAACUCCUGCUGACGGGAAAAGCGAGGAAGCGCGUUCCGCAGCCAGCAAAGACGCUCCAAAACUUGAGCCCGAGGCAAUAGUCUCUAUUCCUGCGGUGACCGGCACAUCUCAAGUUCAGGAACAUGUCACGAAAAAGGCCGAAGACGCAGAAAACCCCGAGAACUCUACUGAAGGGACCGAAAAGACCGAAAGAGCUGAGCGAUCUGUGGAGAAGCGUGAGGAGUCUAUUGAAGGGACCGAAAAGACUGAAAGACCUGAGCAGUCUGUUGAGAAGUCUGUGGAAUCGGCUGAAAAGGCAGCGAAAUCGGCUGAGAAGUCCGCGAAAUUUGCUGAAAAGUCUGCGAAAUCGGCUGAAAAGUCUGUGAAAUCGGCUGAAAAGCCUGAGCAGUCUGCUGAAAAGGUUGCAGGAACAGGAAAUCCAGAACAAGCUGGGGAGCCUAGUAGGACACCUGUCGCAGCGGCCAAUGCCACAACUUCCGCUCCUGCUCCUGAACCUGCUUCUGUGCCAAAGCCCGUUAAGACUACAGAAGCUGAAGGGAUCAAAGGGACCGAGACAGCUGCCAAACCUCAACCUGCUGCCAUUCCUAGUCUGACUGUAAAGACCACCGCGCCUGGCGACUCCAAUGCCAAUCUGACCCCAUCUGGGCCAUCCGACAAGGAUGUGGUUACCUCAACGAUAACCUCGCCACCACGUCCUGCUGGCUCCACCGCAAUCUCGGAGGUGACCGGAUCGACGGUUGCCGCGAAGGACACUGCUCUGGACACAAUCCCCACUGUCUCGUCGUCCGAGUCGAAGAAAAGAUUCAAGAUCAAGAGAAGAUUCAAGAAAAACAAGAUCACUGGAGAAAAAACCAUUGUGUCGGAGGAACGCGUUCCUCUUGAUUCAGAGGAAUCAGGAACCGAGCAUCCCCUUGUUGACGAAGAGUUGGUGGCUUCGCCAAGCGAGGCAGCCGCAGGUGAUGUCCAUAUCAUGCCGGUUGGGCCACCAAUACAAAGCGAGAACAUGAAGUUCACGUCCUUGGCUGGGGAGCCUGGUCCAGUUGUACCUGGAAAUGUUGCGGAAGUCAAGGAGUUUACCGAAGUUAGAAACGUCGAUGUUGACGAACUCAAUGAGCGAUUGAACAAGCAAGAGAGGGAGAAAGAAGCCGUUGUGGACCAAACAGAAAAGACCUCUCCCGCUGACGCUGGAAAGCAAGGAACGCUCACUUUGGAUCCCAAAACUCACCAAAAUGAACUAAGGCCCCAAACCAGCAAUAAGUUAUAUGAAGUAACCAACGGGGACAGCGAACAUGUGAAGGACGAUUCGGAUGCGAAAGCAGCCGCCAUACCGGCCGCGGCUCCCGCUAAGGAGAGCGAACCAUCGUCGGAGAAGCCUGCGACCACCAAGAAUGAAAAGAAGCCCAUUGCCCAGAAAACGUCAGCCACAGCUCCCAAACAGGAGGAAAAGAAGAAGAAAGGCGGUUUCUUCAGUAAACUGAAAAAGAUUUUUCACUGA
Torulaspora globosa is the source of this 1956-nucleotide messenger RNA. It is a transcript of the gene MDG1, whose product is annotated as Mdg1p. The transcript has a single exon. Bases 1 to 1956 code for a protein of 651 amino acids. Gene Ontology annotation, biological process: signal transduction. NCBI's taxonomy places the organism in Eukaryota, Fungi, Ascomycota, Saccharomycetes, Saccharomycetales, Saccharomycetaceae. The record is from RefSeq and is a predicted model, not a curated record. Gene Ontology annotation, cellular component: cytoplasm; nucleotide-activated protein kinase complex; nucleus. Gene Ontology annotation, molecular function: protein kinase binding.